AUGACGUCGACGCCACUCGAAUACACUAAUUUUGAGCCGUCAACGCACCUUGAAUGUUUUCAGGCCUUGGCGGGUGGUACUGGAGUAGAUCUGGACACAUCCCAUGCUUCUACUCAUAUUCUGGGCGGGUUAAGCCUAAACGGCGUUUUUGAUUUAUACAACAUCUCUCCUACCUCCUAUCCGCUUGCGAACGCCGGGACUCCCCUACCUGGUAUAUCUCCUUCAUCAGAGGGUGGUUGGAACCACGUUGGAUAUUCCAACGUAGAGUCCGUUGCUCUCACGCAACGUAGCCCUUCGCGCUUUUUGAGCGUGCCUGCAUUAGUUGCAAGAGACUUCCCGGCGGUAAAUCAUAGACACCCUCACUUGCGUGAUCCAAAACUUUUGGCCGACCCAUUUCAACAAUGGAGAUUGCAAAAAUGGCGCAACCUCCAGAGUAACAAACCUCCGUACGUGGCUCAAAGGUUGCUACAGCUCGAUCUCAGAAAGCCUAGAAAGAAUCUGCAACCUCAGUCUUGUUCCCUUUAUGAACACCAAGGGCAGGCCUUACAGCCUGGUUCCGGAUUCCGUGUGUCCGAACCAAUGAAAGAGCCAGACCUGGUAUCACAUCAAUACCGAAAUUGGAUGUCACGUUCGACUAUGGGAAACAACUUCAACAGCCCUGGUGUAGGCAUCUUACCCAACCUAAAGAUAUUUCAUAACAUUGAUUUCAAUAUUAAGGAGAAGCAUGACUCAAAUUUUCUCCCAGAGACAUUCUCCGAAAAUGUUGCAUACCAAUACCCAACUGAGGAACCAACAGGCGACCCCAAUGCUAUAGAUGCUUUAGAACCAACUGGGGUCAUCGGACAUGGUUUGAAACGAAGAUCCUCUGGUGAUAGGGUAAUCCGCUACUUGAAACGCAAAGUAAACACUAGAUCUGAGGCUCAAGGGUGUCUGGUCAACUACCGAAAAGGAGGACAACCCUUUCUAAAUCUCCUUUCCGUAGUCCCUAUCCAGUGGCUUUCGGAAGAGUAUAACUAUUAUGUUGGGUUUCAGGUAGAUCUGGUAGAUUCUCCACAGGUCGUCACCGGGAAAAACUUUGAUGGGUCGUAUAUAAUUGACUACCGAAGAAUGGAGCUUUCACCAAAUAUAUACGACCAAGGAGUCUUAACCGGUUCGCAAAAUAAACACUUAUCCUUCGAAUAUCCAAAUCGUGACAUCGUCACUACCGCUAAAGCUAAGCACCUAAGACGUUUCUCUUUUGAAAACCCUUGGGAAAAAGCGCUUCUAGGAAGCUCGGAAUUCUUAUUCCACAUAAUAUCAGAAACUGGGGUAUUUUUAUACUUCACACCGUCAGCGUCCACGAUUCUGGAAUACGAAUCUAAAGAACUGAAUGGAUCAACUCUAUCCUCAAUCUGUCAUCCUAGUGAUAUAGUUACUGUGAUAAGGGAGAUUAGGAGCUGUGAGCCAGGUUCAGUCGUGAAUCUCCUCUAUCGCAUUCGAAGAAAGAAAAGCGGCUACACAUGGUUCGAAAGUCUGGGUUCGGUAUACAUUGAGUCUCCGCAAAAAAAGAAAUAUAUAGCUUUUCUCGGAAAACUGCUGGUGGUCUUUGCCAUCUCCCGCGAUGAGUUAAUGAAGAAUAGUGGCAUGAACGAGGGCGAGAUUUUGGCGAAGAUCUCACCUUCGGGAAUUUUACUUUUUGUUUCGUCCAGCGGAAGCGCUUUUCUGGAUAGGCCGUCUGAAGAGUUAGUGGGAGAGAAGGUCCAGAAUCUGCUUAGCGGCGAGUCACGAGCAGAAUUUGAGAAUGCAUUGGGCAUUGCGCGGAGUGGGAAACAAGUCGCUUGUAAACAUGGAUUACAGCAUCGUCGAGGUCAUUUACUACAAGUACAAAGCACCAUAUACCCAGGUGAAGGACCUGACGCAGCUUUGAAGCCUACAUUUCUGAUUUUACAGAUUCGGCUCCUGAAGUUAGGGAGAACAAUAUUUGGUUUCCGGGCGAAUACGGUCACUGCGAAGACACGAAAGAAGGACUCCAGUGCCCUAAUGAUUCGCCAGCCAGUCUCACCAGACCUAUAUUCGCGUCCAUCUCCAGAUUUAGCCGACCACAGCCGCAGCAAUCAAAAUAGCAUGUCCUCCUCGUCCUCCUCCUUUAUUACAAGGCAGCAAACCGCCACGCGACCAUUACUUAGGCCGAACCCGACCCAUAUCGCAACAUUCAAUACACAUUCCUCUGAUCCUUCCCGGUUCGGCAACCGGCAGGAACAAGAGUGGGUGGAAAAAGAAAUUAGAGAAAGCUGCAACAUCUUCGAAGAACUGAACCCGACCCGCGCCACAAACUGGCAGACGGAGCUAGAUCAUUUGAGAAAACGCAACAGGUUGCUUGUCGAGGAGUUGCAUUAUUUAACCGCAUUGAAAAGGAAGCGAAAGCGGAAAAGGGAUGUUGAGAUGCCUGAGAAAGACUGCUCGCAGUGCCAUACGAAGACAACACCAGAGUGGAGGAGGGGUCCCAGUGGGAGUCGGGAUUUGUGUAAUAGCUGUGGAUUGAGGUGGGCUAAGCAACCGAAUAACCGCAUUGCCCCGUAA
This is a messenger RNA of Histoplasma mississippiense, 2559 nucleotides long. RefSeq lists its product with no specific name. NCBI's taxonomy places the organism in Eukaryota, Fungi, Ascomycota, Eurotiomycetes, Onygenales, Ajellomycetaceae. Bases 1 to 2559 code for a protein of 852 amino acids. Gene Ontology annotation, cellular component: nucleus. The record is from RefSeq and is a predicted model, not a curated record. Gene Ontology annotation, molecular function: sequence-specific DNA binding; zinc ion binding; protein binding. The transcript is spliced from 4 exons. Gene Ontology annotation, biological process: regulation of DNA-templated transcription.